Molecule: messenger RNA, 3561 nt
Organism: Haemorhous mexicanus (house finch)
Lineage: Eukaryota; Metazoa; Chordata; Aves; Passeriformes; Fringillidae
Gene: VXN
Product: vexin
Exons: 6
Coding region: 168-755 (195 amino acids)
Biological process (GO): neurogenesis; neuron differentiation
Source: RefSeq, a predicted model, not a curated record
AAAUGUUGCAAUGAAGAAUAUGGAAUGAGAUGAGAUCACAGCAUCAGUCUGUCCUUUGUAGAUCUGGACAAUGAUCACAGAGCCAGAUUGGAUUAGUGAAACCUAUUUACCAGAAGUUCAGAGCGGUUGCAUGAAGCUGAAAGGCAGUCAGUAGGGAGAGGUGGAAAAUGCACCAGAUUUACAGCUGCAGCGAUGAAAAUUUAGAAGUUUUCACUGUGAUUUCUUCCAAAUCAUGUAGUCCUGCCCGAAGACGAGCCAAAGCUUCACAGCACAUCCUUGCAAAGAGUGUGGUGGCCAUCCCGGAGCGCCGGUCCCAGCAGGGUGACCUGCUGCGUGCGCUGUACGAGGAGGAGGCGCGGGGCAGUGCGGGGCAGCGUGGGCAGCGCGGAGCCGGCCCCAGCAAGGGCCCUGCCCAGCACCCUGGAAUUCCUGAACAAGAGUCAUCCAAGUCCUAUAACCAUCUGUUGGAUGGAAAAUCUUUGAUUCCUCCCUCUCCAGUCGCCCAUAUCACGGUGAAAGCUGUGGCUGUCACGGGCUCGCCCACACACGACCGCGCUUCUACGGAAGACCACAGGCAGCGCUGGAGGAAGACAACAGAGUAUGACCUGUCCCUGCCACCAGGAGCAGAAGCUUCCCUACCACUGACAGGAGGCAACCUGUGUGGGACACCCAGCCUCCUGAGGAAGAUGUGGAUGAAGCACAAGAAGAAGUCAGAGUACCUUGGGGCAACAAACAGUGCCUUUGAGGCGGACUGAUAAGGCUCAGCAUCCCUUGGAAAGGCAGAAGGUCCUUUAGCAGGACAAGGUGCUUUAGGAUCAAUGAGGGAACAGACACAGCACAGCUCAUCCAGGAAAAUGAUAUCCUUUUGUAUUACUUGAUGCCAUUGCCUCAGAACAGUGGGAGAAAGGCUAACAAAUGUAAAAAUGAUGAAUAUGAUGCAACUCAGUGGCCUCUCCUUGUUGCAUUACACUAAAAUCCCAGCUCUCCCACUAGAUUUACCUCUUGACUCAAUGCUGAGACUGCUGCUGACCCGUUCACCAUUUCCUAUGUCCUCUCUGAACGAGCUCGGACUUGCAACAAGAGAAGCCUACGAAGAGGUUUGUGCAUUCCUGCAAGGCAACAGACUGAUUACAGAGUGCCAUUAAAUCCCAGGGAUCUGCUUGUGCACCACUGCCGGCCGUCCUUCCCCUCUCAUAUCAUGAGAUAAAAACCUCGUCUCGCGAUUUGCUUGGCUGAAUGACACAUGCUAAACAUCUCUUUUCCUUCGGUUUUGAUGUUUCAAGGCAGGAGUGAAAGAUGCAAAAAUUCUAAAACAAUGGGCCAGAACUGAGCAAGUUUGCAAACGUAUGUACCAAACUUUGCUAUGUGACAAGGAUUUGUGUUUUAAGUUGUUCUGUCAGAUCAAACUAGGAGCAACAGGAUACCCUCAAGGGAUACUGUUUGCUGUAGAACCUGCUUAUAAGUGAAAUGGUAGUCAGCAAUUUACCCUCCACCCAUGUGGUAAAGGAUAUUACAUAAAGUGCACAAAAUACCAGGAGGAAGGAAAGUAUGUAAAUGAUGAAACUAAGUGACUAAGUAUAAGAUAUUUGCAUGUAAGAGACCUGUGCUUAUGAAUAGAUGGAUUUAAUGGGAUUUGCUUUAAAAAAUUUUCUCUCUUUUUUUUUCAAUUUAGAAAUUGCUGGUCAGGUCCUCUUCAGUUUUUCUCUCAAAAAGGAACAAACAAGUUUUAUAAAAAAAGUUUUCACCACUGUUAUGGACAAUAUUAUUUUAGCCACGAGCAGUACUUGCCUUCUGUGAGUGCUCUCCAAGUUAUUAUAAAAAACCACUGGUUUCCCUAAAUACAGAACUUUAUAUUUAAAGUCAGAGGAGGCGUAUCUCCUGUUGUUUGUAGUAAUGAUGACCUCUGAUCUAACCGCCCAUGCACCGAGGCGUAAAUUAAAAAUAAAGGUCUGACUCUGUGACAGCAGCAGAGAGAAGGAGCCCCCAUCUGCAACUUGCCUGCCUGCAGCCUGUGCAGUGAAAUGCACUGAGAUGCCAUCACAGACAGUGCUAUGGUAGUGAGGGGCAGCUGGCCCUGGUCGGGGUCACCACCUCAGGAGUACCAGGGGACCACCUGGGUGGGAGGGAAAGACGGCCAGAACUUCUGGCUUUGGGUUGAGCAGGGUGGAGCAGCACACAGGAGAGGUUUGCAGCUUGACAGCCUGAGCAACCAAAGUUCAUGGAAUGGGAAAACAAAUGGAGCAGGCCAGUAGCGUUACAGAGCAUAUAGUCCUGAUGGCUGCAAGGAGGGCAAAAGCAAAACCUGUUUAGGGCUGGACAUGGUAGGAUGGGGAUGGAAGUUCUUGCUUCAAAAGGUACUGUGGCUUUUCAUACUGCUAGAGCCAAAUCAGUCCAGAGUGUGCCAAGGAGAGAGAGGCACUCCAUGAAAUACCUCUGCCAGCCCUCCUGUUCAGCUCUCUGUCACUGCUCCAGUCACAGGCUCCUCCAGCAGACGUGCUCAACUGGCCAGAGGAAAACUUUGCACCUUGAAAGCACACAGACUGUCUCUCUUCAUUACCAAAGGUGAAAGUCCUUCUCUGGCCCAGCAGCCCAAGACAGGGAGGAUCUGCUCUCCAGCUUUUACUUCUUGCUCCUGGGAAAGAAGGAGAACACAGUUCCUUGUGAACCACGUGCUGGCAGUGGUGACCCAGUGGUGACCAUGUGUUCUUUGCCCUGGCAUGAGAGAGCAAUGCUGACACCCACUGAAGGCUGCUCACCUGAACAGGUCCCUGUGAGACAGGGGUCUACCCCACCUUCAAAUUAGAGCCUGGCACACUGAUCCUGUGUGAAAGUCUGAGCACCCUGACCCUGCCAACAUCAGGUCCUCUAUGACUGAGCCAAGCUGGAGCCAUGGUCAAGAGUUUCCUGAAACACUUUUUACAAAUAUCACUAACCACACUUCAGCCCCCUCCUCAGCCCACAGAACUCCUGCCAGAAACCCACAUAUGUAUUUUUGCACACAUAGGCAAACCUAGUAAAUUCAGUGGGACUCCUCCCCUGCAUUGCAGUACAUACAUUCAAAGAGCUGGGAGAAGACCAAUCACUGCUUCCCUUUUUUUGGUCUCAUUUCCUAAACAAAGGAAAAAUUAGGGUGAUGGACAGACACUGGGAAAAGUCCAUUUACUGAAUUAGCUGUAAUUAAGAGAGUGAACAUUUGUGGUACCUGCCCUUGUAGUUAACAUGGCCCAAAGAGUACUCAAACACAGUCCAGGGCAGCAAGAGCUUUGCCUGUGGAGGAAGUUGCAUUGUAGAAGUGGUAUUUAAUUUAUUAAUUAAUAGCUCUGAGCAGAAUGAGGAUGGAGGCUGAGAAUAUUAAUAUUUCUUCUUAAUAACUGCUGUAUUUUUAUGUGUGUUUAUGCUUUUCUUAUUUAUUUAUUUAUAAUUUGGAUCUACAAGAGAAAGAGUUAUUUACAAGAGGCAUAUUUAAUUUCCUUGUAUUCCAGGAACUGCUGUGGAGAUUUUUUGUAUUGUAGUAUUUAUUUUAUUGAUUUAAAACUAUGUUCUCUUCUUAAAAAAAAACCC